Molecule: messenger RNA, 846 nt
Organism: Poecilia reticulata (guppy)
Lineage: Eukaryota; Metazoa; Chordata; Actinopteri; Cyprinodontiformes; Poeciliidae
Gene: pvalb9
Product: parvalbumin 9
Cellular component (GO): cytoplasm
Molecular function (GO): calcium ion binding
Source: RefSeq, a predicted model, not a curated record
UGCAGGGCAGAGGCAGAGCUGCACACUGGAUAUAAACAGGAAAGGUUAAUAAGACAGGUGAGACACUCGGGAAUCCGAGAAGCAGGCUGCUGUGACUGCAGGAGAAUUUGAUCCCCGGAUCCAUUAGAAACUCAAGCAUCCUUCUGAGUAUUGUGACUGGAAUAUAUAAGAUAACUGUCAGCAGGAACCACAGAGUUUUAACUACUGCUGCUGCUGCUGCUGCUGCUCUGGAGUUGGACUGAAGCGAACGAGUCAACAGUGGACCAACAUGUCACUCACCUCCAUUCUUUCAGCAGAGGCCAUUGAAAAUGCAGUCAAGGACUGUGAAGCUCCAGAAUCGUUCUGCCAUAAGAAGUUCUUCCAGCUGUGUGGUUUGUCCUCAAAGACACCCAAGGAGGUACGAGACGUGUUCCAGAUGCUUGACGAGGACAACAGCGGCUUCAUCGAGGAAUCUGAGCUCAAGUUCUUCCUGCAGCGGUUCGUCCCUGGGGCACGGACCCUGAGCGAUGCGGAAACCAAGAAAUUCGUCUCAUCAGCUGAUGAGAACAGUGAUGGCAGAAUUGGAGCGGAUGAAUUCCAGACAAUGGUCCUGUCCUGAGGUCUACCAACAGAAAGAAGCCUCUGGCCAUUCCCCGACCUCUGGAGUCCUCUGAUAGGAGCGUCCAUUCCCAGGAAUUUAAAAUGUUUUCUAUUUAAAUCUGUGUGUGCUCGUGAUUUUUAAAUGACCUUACAUGUCCUUUUCAAGACUCCAAGCUUCAGAAUGUCUUUUCUCUUUGUCUGUUGUUUCUUGUCUAUGCACAUUCCGCCUGUAAUAAAGAAUGAAAUAAAUAAAGAUCUGGAAGCAUA